This is a messenger RNA of Schistosoma mattheei, 997 nucleotides long. Lineage: Eukaryota; Metazoa; Platyhelminthes; Trematoda; Strigeidida; Schistosomatidae. The record is from the annotation of a GenBank genome assembly.
GAUGACGAUCUAAUUGAAAACAAUAUAUAUAUGUGUUGUUCUAAUUUUCACAAUGAGAAUCUUUAAUAUAGUUAUGUAAUUAUCUUACUUUAAACUCGGAUAUUUCUACUUAUUCCUUCUCUCACUGACCCACAGAUCCAUUGUAUUAUACACCACCACCCUAUGAGGCAUUUAGUGUUCCCCCUGCCAGCAUUGUAACAACAAGUAGCAGUCGAACUGGGACAACUAGCGGUGGUCCACGUAAAUCUGUAAAGUCAGGACGUGAUCAAUCAGUUCCUACAAUGGGUUAUAACACUUCAGGGAAUGGAAGUGGUAUCGGAAUAUGUAAUCAACAGUUAGAUGGAGUAGAAUCAGUAUUACAUACUAAUACGCCUAUAGAAUCUAUAUCACAUGGCUGUGACCUUAGCUUGAAUGGUGGUAUCCUUUAUUUGGGUAACAUUUACAGACCUUUAUCUCCGCAAAAUUCCAAUUUAUUUCAAGUAGAGAAUCUUGGUCGUAGUUCAGUUACUACUACCGGUAGCGGUAGUUCAUGUGAUCGAAAAUCUCAUCACUAUUUUCUUAGAGAAAUAAAGUCUCAUCAUGACGACACUGAAGCAUAUCUACAGAGAAAUCCUCAUCAACAGUCUACUUAUGAUUUAUUUAAGAAAAGUUCUAGACGUUCAAAAACAUCCUCUCGUCUUCAACAUCACCAUCAUCUAAAACAUAAGUCAAUUGAUCCUAAUCAUACUAUUUCGAUUGGUUCACAUACACCAGCUAGUUCACGUUCUGAUGCUUUCCUUAAUUUACCCCAGUUAACUUGUGAUGCUCACGAACAACCUUUUAGUCGAUUUCUAAUAUCUCCUGUAACAACUAUUUCUAGUGAUACUGGACCAUCAAACCACCAACCUAUAGUAUUCCCUGUACAGUUGUAAACGUGUGUACAGCCGUUAAGAAACCAUAUCAGUAAUGCUUCAGAAUAUUUAUUUUGAAUUUUCUUCUUUAAAGUACUAGAUAUCCG